AUGGGAAGACCAAAAGUUACAAAGAAGUCAGCUAAAAUAGGUAAUUAAUAAAUAUAAUGAUGAAUAGCUAAAAAAAAGAUUGCAAAAAAAGGUUCUGGUCCAAGACCAACAAGAACUAUUUAAGCAACAGUUGCUUAAGCUUAAGCUACUACACAACCUAGUGCUGGUUAAAGAAAAUUACCAAGAUAAAAUAGAAGAAAUAAAUAAGCAAAUAGAAAGUCAAAUAAAAAAGCAUAAAAAAAAUGA
Paramecium sonneborni is the source of this 246-nucleotide messenger RNA. NCBI's taxonomy places the organism in Eukaryota, Ciliophora, Oligohymenophorea, Peniculida, Parameciidae. The record is from the annotation of a GenBank genome assembly.